UUUUACCAGUAUAAGCAAAAGGAUUUAUUACUCUUUUUUUUUUUUUUAGAAGUAAACUUAGUUCAGAAGUAAGAUGCUUAAAUCGCUUCUUAGUUUCCACAAGUUGCAGUUGCAAUCAUAAUAAAAGGGGAUGCUGAGAACCAGUUACCCAUGUUUGUGCUUUUGAAGACAUUGCAUGCUAUCCAAAACCACUAAAGGGUGGCUGGGUAAAUGUAACCCAUUGGCAUUGUACCAUUGCAAUAGGUCCUGUAUUAACCAGCCUAAUGCUUUAGGGUUUCUGAUUCUUAAAAAAUACUUCGAAAAAUAACUAUUAGUAUACUUUGCUUAAAUGAAAUAUGAGUAUAAAUAUUUGCAUUGUCAUUUUAUUGUAUUACUUAUCCACAUGUCUAAGUACAAUGCAACUCUAUGCUGAGUUUUCAUCUAGCAAACUAGUGUCUCCUAGAACUUGAGAUUAGUGAGAUUUAUUAAACAGAAGGAGCAACAUUUUUUGCCACAGUUUUGAUGUUGAAGCACAGACUUGUUCAUUAUUUAUAUAAGUAGUCUUAUCAACUUUAAUGGGAUUAAGAGUCCCGAUGUGAAUCACAGGUUCUGAUCCUCUGAAAAGCUUUGUUGAAGUUUAGGUGAACCUUUGUUAACAAUAUAUUUCACUAUUUUCUAAUUAAUGAUAGUCUGGAUAUGUUGAAGGACAUGGAUGAUAAACUGUUUUACAUAAUUUUACCAGCAUGGAUUUGGAACAUUGUUUGAAAGUAGCAAAACCAGGGGUGAAUUAUGUAGUUCAUUCUCAAGUUUUGCUGAUUAUUCCCUUUUUGAGAUACUGGGAUAUAACACAUUCUGUAAAUGCUGUAUAGGAGAGUGAAGACACUGUAGAGAUGCUUCUUUGGGGCACCAAAUUAUUAUUGCCAUUAUUCUUGUAAAGUCAGGUAUUUCAGCUAACAUAACUCAAAGCAUAUGGCGCUCAGAAAGAGGACAAAUAUUUCCUGGCUAUGUGUAAAUCUCCUUUUUCUCCUCCCUCAGCCCCUAAAACAGAUAUGCAUGUUUUCUAUCACCAGUGAUGUUCCAACUUGCAUCUGCUCUCACCGUCUUUACAGAACUAGAAAUAAAUUCAUAGCUGCCUAAUUUUGUACAACUUCAUGUACGGCAGCUUCUGAAAAAUACAGAUUUAUUCAACACAAUGUUAAAUGUGAUGAAUGCUACCUAACCGACAGUAAUUUCUUUUUCUUUGCGUGCAUGGGCCUUCUCAGAGCAGUUGGAGCAAAUGUGGUCAGGCAAGACCUCAUUUAUUUCACAAAGGCGAAGAGUACAAGGGUUGUGCUCAGGGUGUGAAGUGAAGAUAUUCUAGAAGUAUGAAGCAGAAUAACAAUGUGUAGCUCUAGAGUGGAAGUUCUUGUCUCUAACUUGUUCCCUUUGUCUUUAUCAUUGCAGCAGCAUAAGUACUUUCCCUUCUCUUGUUUCUUGCCUGUGGGGCACUGUCUCUGCUAAAGCCAUCUGCCACUCCGUGUCAUUUUAUUGCAUGCAGUUGACAGCUGCAGGUGGGAAACAGGGUGGUUAGAAGGGAGCUGAGAUCCCAUUCAUUGGCUACCAGAGACCUCUGUUGGCAAGAUAAGGGAGAAAAGUUUAAUUGUAAGAAAUGGAUGCUAAAGGAUUACAAGGAGAAGAUAAACUGAAGAUGCUCAUAAUUUUACUAACAUAUUUGCUAAGUAGGGUAAUCUGUGAGACUGGAGAUUGCAGAGAGCAAGAAUUUAGGGACCACACUGGAAACUGUAUCCUCUGCAAGCAGUGUGGGCCUGGAAUGGAACUCUCAAAGGAAUGCGGCUUUGGGUAUGGGGAGGAUGCACAGUGCAUGACAUGCAGGCCAAACAGAUUCAAGGAAGACUGGGGCUUUCAGAAGUGCAAGCCUUGUCUGGAUUGUGCCUUAGUUAACCGGUUUCAGAAGGCCAACUGUUCUGCCAUCAGCAAUGCACUAUGUGGAGACUGUUUACCAGGAUUUUAUAGGAAGACUAAGCUUGGAGGCUUUCAAGAUAUGGAGUGUGUUCCUUGUGGUGAUCCUCCUCCUCCCUAUGAGCCUCACUGUACCACCAAAGUAAAUCUUGUGAAGAUCCCGUCAACUGCUUCCAGUCCUCGAGACACUGCACUAGCAGCUGUUAUAUGCAGUGCCCUUGCAACUGUGCUCUUAGCUCUCCUUAUUCUUUGUGUUAUCUAUUGUAAGAGGCAGUUUAUGGAGAAGAAACCAAGCUGGUCUCUGAGAUCACAAGACGUUCACUACAAUGGCUCUGAAUUGUCAUGUUUUGAUAGACCACGGCUAAAUGAGUAUGACCACAGAACAUGUUGCCAGUGCCAGAGAAGCACAUCACAGACAUGUGGACCAGUUCACUUGAUUCCAUCACUGUGCUGUGAUGAAAACUGUAGCAUGGAACACAGCAGUCAGAGUUGUGCUUUCCACUCACAGACUACGCUUAAUGAAAGGGCUUCUGAUUCUGUUGGAGAAAUGAUUCCUACCUUCCUUGGAUCACUUUCACACUCUACCUGCGGAGACAUUCCAGAUGCUUGGCCUCUUAUGCAAAACUCAGCUUGUUGUGACAGCAUUUCUUUCUGUGAAUCAUAUUCAGAACUGGCUGGAGGAUCCGCAAAAUCCUGCAGUACUGAGACUGAAAAUGCAGCCACUGCUGAGUUGGAUAAUGACCAGGAACUAAGUGAAGUACUUAUUUCAGCUAAGACUCUUGAUGGAAAUGCUGCAAAGUCCUUUGAAAUCUCCAAACAUAGAACAUGCAUAGAAGUUUCAUCACUUCAGUAUGCAGAGGCUGCUGAAAACCAGCCAAAGACAAAGUAUAAUGGAACAGAAAAUGACUCUACAGACUGAUAAAGAGGAAACCAAGCUGUUCCUCUCAACACUAAAGAUGAACGCUUCCCUUAUGCUCCUCUGCUGAUUCUCACCAAACUUAGUCCAGUCUUCAAUGCUUCACAGUUUUAAAACCAGCCAGGAAAAAAAAAGGUCAUCAUUUCACACCUUCUGGGCAGUUGCAUCUGAGCUGCAACAGCUGUAAAGUGAAAUUUCAAGGAGCAUCCUAGGAGAACCCUGAAAAUGGAUUUAUGACCUUUUGCAUCAGUUUUAAAAAAGAACCUUCUAUUCCCUCGUAUUCUCAAAAAGUCUAAUGGAGUGAGCUUAAAAGUAUAUGUAAAUACAGCAAGCAAUAUAAAUACUUCAGUGUGUUUAGGUGGGUAUCGUAAAUAUGGCUACGGAUGUCAGAAGGCGUGGGACAGGACGUUGCCAAUUAUUCUGCUUGCAGAUUUGUGCAUGUGUUAGGAUUUUUUUUGGCUGGUUCUAAUUUUAAAUCAGUUUCCUUUCCAACUCUAACUAUUCUAUGAUUCUAUGAUUCCUGCUGUUGAAGGACUUAAAAAAACAAACAUUUCUAUUUAUGCAAGGAUCAUCUAUUGAUAAACUGAAGCUUUUCUUAUAUAUUACAUUAUAGUCAAUAAGCUAGUUUGGGGAGCUAAAGAAUUUGCAUGUUACAAUAUGUAUGGUUGAAGUCCCCUUCACCCAACUAUUACAUUUGUGGGAGGGGGUAUUGUUUUGUUAAAUAUAUCAGGAGAUUAGCUCUAAAUUAGAUUUAGUUUAAUGAAAGUCAGCCAUAUAGAUAGGGAUGUUACGUUUAAUUGGUAGUCUCAGUAUUGGAAUACAGCACUUGUUGUUAUAGCAUGUAAUUUUGGGAUGUUGAAAUAAAUGUAAUCAACUGUCACAUCAAAAUGAUAGUCUAUAGGAGGUGCCCUGAAAGUAUUCAGACAAGGAGACUAUUACCAAUAUUUUUUAGUAACGCAUUAUUUUUAAGAGUCAAGCUUCAUGUUGACCAAAUUCGUUUAUUUAGCAGACAUAUUCAUUCAUCUUACUCUACCUUCUCACUGUAGUAUUGUGUAGAUUCAUUUUUGCCACACAAAAUACAAAAGCUGCUUCAUAAUAUUUACAAAAAAUCCCUCUGAAUUGAAUCCUCAGUCGUGUGCAUGCCUAGCAAAGUAUCAGCUCUCUGCUUUCACUGCUGUUCUGUAAGAUUUUUUAAAACGCAGUUUGUUGCACCCCAUCCCAUAAUACCAUUUUUCCUGCAGCCAUUUUAUCCCUAAAAUAGUUCUCGCUUCUGUGAGUAAGCCCAAUAACCUCUACUGAUUCAUUACAUUCAACAGGCUCCAACUUGUUGGUGAUGAACUCUAGCAAUUAUUCUUUUAAGUACCCAAUGUGCCUUGACAAAAGCAAAGCAAUCAGCAAAACAAAUGCAAAUUUGCAAUAAAUAUUACUCAUCUUUCCACACAUGGUUUGUGUGGCAAUGGAAAUGUUAAGACAGUAUUCAUAUUCCAUAAUGGAAAAACACUUUUGCUUUGAAGCAUGCAGUAGAAGGUUGAACCUGCACAAGAAUAGCUGAAGCCAGUUGUAGGCAGCUGAGGCAGUAAAAUGCUUCAGCUUUUCACCAGUGAGAAUAUUCAUGUGUGCAGAAAUCAUGAGUGUAGUUACCAAAUUCAAACCAAAGGGAGUGAAGAAAUUAUGUAAGUGAUUUUUUUUUUUUCAGUCAUUAAUAGCACUAUUUGGUCAAUGACAGAAUAAUAUGUAGUUACAGUACAGUACAGUACAGUAUGGAGUACAAUUAGCUAAAUACUGGAACAUAUAUAUUCUAGUAAGAGUAGUUUUGAAUUAGUUCUUUGGAUACUUUCAUACAUUUAAGAAAUUACAAAAUAUUAUAUUUCAGUACAUAUGCAUGAAGAGAUGUGUGCUUCUUUGUAUAUACUUUGUAAAUAGAAAAAAUCCAAUGUGCAUUUCAGUUUAUGGCGAGAUAUUUUUAGAACAUGAGGAGAUUUAACUUUUCACUAAUAACAGUUGUUUAAAAUGCUAUGUUCAAAAGUUUUGCCAGCAUCUGCCACAGUAAGUAUGUUUUCCCAUUGGAAUUUAAACUUUAUGUAAGUUUUUUUUGUCUGGCAACUCCAGAGAAAAACACUCAUUUCUCUAACUGAGUGACCGAUAGCUUGACAGCAAAUUGGGAGGGAAAAAUGAAGAGCGUGCUUUUUAAAUACAUGUGUAUAUUGUGUAUAUAGUUUUUUCUUUAAUUUAACCAAAUUGGUCUUUUUUAUAUUGCUUGUGGCAAGCAAUGUUGUACAUGCCAGUAGAAAACAUACAGUACCAUUGCAUUUAGACUGCCCACAUACCAUGUCUAGGAACUUACAGUGCUGUUUAAAUACUCCUUUAAGGAAUGUAAAUUAAAAUCUUGUAUAAAUCGUUUUGUAAUACUUUUUCUACUUGUGAAUAAAAUGUUAUGUGAACCAGU
This is a messenger RNA of Strigops habroptila (Kakapo), 5300 nucleotides long. RefSeq names its product TNF receptor superfamily member 19 (gene TNFRSF19). The transcript has 10 exons. The coding region runs from base 1628 to 2857 and encodes 409 amino acids. Gene Ontology annotation, molecular function: signaling receptor activity; protein binding. Gene Ontology annotation, cellular component: plasma membrane. NCBI's taxonomy places the organism in Eukaryota, Metazoa, Chordata, Aves, Psittaciformes, Psittacidae. The record is from RefSeq and is a predicted model, not a curated record. Gene Ontology annotation, biological process: positive regulation of JNK cascade; positive regulation of canonical NF-kappaB signal transduction.